AUCCCCCCAUCCCGACGGCGGCGGCUCUCACCUGCACCCCGCCGGGCGCAGCACCAUGACUGCCGGCCGCCUCGGUCCGCUCGUCGCCCCCCUGUUCCUGGGCCUGGUGCUGCUGGGCUUUCCCCUGGGCACAAGUGCGUGGAUCAGGGAGAGGCCGGACGACUGGAGGACCGGACCAACAACGUCAGGCGCAGAAGCAGUGAAAACGGGCGUGUGCCCCAAGCUGGGGAAGGACCCGAACUGCACGCUGGAGUGCAGCUCCGAUGGAGAGUGUGCCGGCAACCUCAAGUGCUGCCAGGCCGGCUGCGCCUGGGUCUGCCACUUGCCCGAUGAAAAGCCGGGCUCCUGCCCCAAGGUGGACCUCCCCUUGACUCCGCUUGGCCUCUGCCGGGACCAGUGCCAGGUGGACAGCCAGUGUCCUGACCGCAUGAAAUGCUGCCGCAACGGUUGUGGGAAGGUGUCCUGCGUCACUCCUGUCUUCUGAAGUAGUUUCAGCCACCGCAGCCCGAGGAAUGAGGGAGUGGAAGUUUCUGCCAGGCCCUGCCUGGCUCCAGCCCAGCCCCAUCUGGCUCCAACCCAGCUGCCUUCCCCUCUCUCUGGCCUCUGCACUCCCUCCUGUGCUGGCCACAGUUUCAUUUUCCAGCCAAUAAAGUGACCGCUUCCAGCA
This is a messenger RNA of Artibeus jamaicensis (Jamaican fruit-eating bat), 667 nucleotides long. It is a transcript of the gene WFDC2, whose product is annotated as WAP four-disulfide core domain 2. Gene Ontology annotation, molecular function: peptidase inhibitor activity. The transcript is spliced from 4 exons. The coding region runs from base 56 to 484 and encodes 142 amino acids. Lineage: Eukaryota; Metazoa; Chordata; Mammalia; Chiroptera; Phyllostomidae. Gene Ontology annotation, biological process: antibacterial humoral response; innate immune response. Gene Ontology annotation, cellular component: extracellular region. The record is from RefSeq and is a predicted model, not a curated record.